AUGCCGAGGAGUGCUGAGCGCUUGCGCCAGGCCCCAAUACCCAGCCCCACAGCAUCCCGAGUGCCCCAUGGCGACAGCCCCACUGGCCCGACUGGCGGGGCCCAGACUCGCCCCACGGUGCUCACCCACGGAACCAGCGCCCCCUCCAGGAAGCAGCAGGUGCCACCGUACCCCCUGGUGAUGGGGGACCCCCAAACCACCCCCCACCUCCAGGCCCUGCUCCAGGACACCCAGCGCCAGGCACUGCUCAUCCAACAGAUAUCUCCGGAGCCCAGCGCCCGCCCCUCCAUCCUGCACCUCCAGUCCCCCGGCGUACUGGUGCUGAGGUCCCACCACGGCUUGACACACGGGAUUAACAUCAUGGGCAUGGAGUGGAUUCCGAGGGACCCGCCUGCCCCCAGCUCGCCAGACCGGCCCCCCCUCGAGCGCUGCCCCAGCCCCGGGGACUACAGCGGGCAGACUGAGAGGUGA
This is a messenger RNA of Chelonoidis abingdonii (Abingdon island giant tortoise), 471 nucleotides long. The record is from RefSeq and is a predicted model, not a curated record. Lineage: Eukaryota; Metazoa; Chordata; Testudines; Testudinidae.